GGCCGCGCUGGGGCCGCCCGGGGCUCGCUGCGCCCGCCGGUGAUGCCGGCCCCGGGCCCGCGCUGCCCCUCGCCCGGCCAUGGUGCCCUGCGGGGCCGUGCUCUGGCGGCGGCUGCUCAGGAAGCGAUGGGUCCUCGGCGUCGUCUUCGGGCUCUCUCUCGUGUACUUCAUCAGCAGCACCUUCAAGCAGGAAGAGAGGAUGGUGAGAGAUCGGACUCUCCUCCAAGUGCAGGAGCAUGAGCAGCCCAUCAUGUGGAAGGUGAAGUUCAGCUCGGGGAACAGCAGUCAGCUGAGCAACCAGUGCAGGAACUCUGUGCAGGGGAAGCUCCUCAUUACAGAUGAACUGGGCUACAUCUGUGAGAGGAAGGACCUGCUGGUGAAUGGCUGCUGCAAUGUGCAUGUGCCCAGCACCAAGCUGUACAGCUGUGACAGCUGCCUGCCCAACGGCUGCUGCAGCAUCUACGAGUUCUGCGUGUCCUGCUGCCUGCAGCCCAGCAAGCAACAUCUCCUGGAGCGGUUCUUGAACCGGGCGGCGAUCGCGUUCCAGAACCUCUUCAUGGCAGUGGAAGAUCACUUUGAGCUGUGUCUGGCCAAGUGUAGGACUUCAUCACAGAGUGUGCAGCAUGAGAACACCUACAGAGACCCAAUUGCCAAAUACUGCUAUGGGGAGUACCCCCCAGAGCUCCUGCCUGUCUGAGAGCUGCACAUCUGAGCAGCAGAGGAAGGAACUGGAGCCUUGAAUCCAAAAGGACAAGACAGCAGCUGUUGCUUUACCAAAGCCUCGGUGUAAAAAGCUUGCCUUGGAUGUGGGGGCAAACCCAGAGGUGAAGAGAGGAAGUAAGGAACUUUUUGGGACUGAAUCUUGCUUUCUUCAAUUUUUUGUGCAUCUGCUUUGGAGUGCUGGUACUGUGCUGCUGUGCCAGUGCAUUCUUUGAAUACUUCCUCUGACUUUCAGGAAUCGUGGAGUCAAUGUAGGCUACAGAACAUCAUGAGGAAAAUAUAUAAUGUGGCUUUGCAGCUGUAAAUAGAGGUUCAGUUGUGUCUCUGCAGUCCAGAGACUUUCCAGGGUCACAGUAGUAACUGGAGGACUUUUCCUUUCAGAGGGCAAAGUGUGCCCACUGUGCUUCUCUCUCUGGAGCCCUUCUUGGCGUGCAUGGUGUACACUACAUAUGUAAUUAUGAAUUAUUUAUUCAUUUUAUAUGGGUCACUGGCUGAAAGUACAGAUGCUUUGCAUAGCUAGUUGUGGAUGCCUUUCAGUCCCUGCUUUGCUGUGUCAGCUAGAAGGAAUAUUUUAGAUCCUGACUAAAGUUGGUAGGGUUUUUCUUCCUCCUUAGUCUAAAGGAAUUGCAUUGGGAUUUGUCACUAUAGUCCUUAGUUCCUCUUAUUGAGUUUAACCAUCCAGAACUCCAAUGGAGUUGUUCUGCCACAGUCCCAUAGCACAAGAGAAGAGCAGGGAUCUGCCUAGGAUGGGAUGUUUAUUGUCUCUAAACACUUUCCUUGUAGCUCUGCAGCAGUUUCCUCAAAGAGGAGUCCAGUUUUGUGAGCAGCUCUGUGCUGUCCACUUGCUGACAGGGAGCAGGGAAGAUUUGUUUGCUUGAACUUGUUCAGGCCUUGGUAUUUCAAAUUCACUCCUGGUUGUGCAGGAGGCCAAAGGGUGGAGCUGAGCUCGCCCCAGCACCUUUCCCAGAGCUGCCUGUGCCUUUCCAGCCUGCCCCAGUGAAGGAGGCAGGAUGGCUCUGCCAGCUUGUCCAGCUCUCAGGCAGAUCCUGAAAUGUUUGACAUCUGCAUCUCAGGCAGCAAACUUCAGCUUCCUUUUAGCCGUUGGAACCCCCUUACAACAAAUUCCAGCUGAUCUUCACCUUUGACAAACAUAUUAAACAGGACUUAGUUAAGAAGACAAGAAUUCAUUAUCCCCUGCUUGCUUUACACAAUCCAGUGCCCAGUUCCCGCCACUGUACCUCAGCCAGCGGGGAAGGGAACAGGGCAACCUGCAGCCGGGAGUUUAGGAUAAAAGGAGGCUGCAUGCUCCGAAAUCUCGACAGAGACCCCACAGGGCUAUGGUUUAGUGGACUCUCUCCCUUUAUUGAAUAAAGUUGCAGGAUUCUUCUGUUUCCUUUGUGGGCAUUGGCUUUUCAUAGCGCGGCUUUUCGCACAUAGUGAGCGGACGCGCCGAACGCCGCGGGGCCCUGACGCGCACUGAGGUGACCCGGAAGUGACGGGCCUGGUUUUUCUCUUCUUCUGCGCCAAUAGUAGUGCCGGCUGCCCCUCACGUGACAUCCACAAUCGCCCUUGACUCCUAACUCCCGCCGCCGGGCGCGCGCCGAGCUGAGCAUGCGCAGUGCGGCCUUCCAGGGCUUUCCCCAAUUCUGUGGGAAUUCUGUGGGAUAAUCCUUCAUCCCUCUGUGAAAAAAUGUCCCCAGAGAGUCCCCGCGGGGGCACGCGUGUCCCUGUCCCCUCAGGAGCUGUGCUGUGGCACCAGGGGCUGCUCCAGGGGUGGGUGAGGGCUGCCCCCGGCCCAGAGACCCCGCCGGGCCCACAGCCCCUCACGGCCCAGGGACGCGCGACACGAGCCGCGGGUGAGGAUUCGCCUUUAUGACCUUCAUUACCUUUAAUUAAACUCUGCGGAAGCCCCAGCCAGGUGGAGGCCGCCUCGUGCCAGGUGCUGGAAGAGCCCAGGACAGCCAGGCCGAGGCCGAGCCCUCAUCCUCCCGCUCUGCGGCCGUGCCCGGCUGUCUGCUGCCCCGGGAGGGACGCCUGGGGACAAAGAGGAGUUGCUGCACUUCCAGCUCAGGCAGCGCUGCCGAGCCUGCUCAAGCAUGCUGAUUUAUUAAAAAUAUGGAUAUUGAUCUAGUACCGAUAUCCAACUGUGACGGACAAAGACUCUCUAACAGUUUAAAGUUAGAAAGCGUAUGUUUAUUGUGGGAGAGCUCCCAAAUACACACCGCAAUUUACAGGUGAUUACAGAGUCCUUUUAGCUAUACAAGUAUUGAAUACCCAAAAUACAAAUACAUAUUCAUGACUUUGGUACAUCCCAGUCCCCACUUCCUAUGGUAAUUAGUUCAAAAGCUAUUAAGCAUGCAGAGUUUGUUCCUCAAAAUGAGUCGGUGGUCCCUUCCAUGGGGAGGGGUCCCAAAAUGAGGAAGUAAAUGAAAUCUUCCUUGUUCUGAACUUUCUACAUUUUCAAUGCAAAUAUGACAAAUGAGCCCAUUGGUAGAACUCCCAUUCCCGUCUUCAAUUGGUUCAGAACAGAGGAGGCCUACAAUUGUCUUAUGUUCCUAAAAGCUGUUUAUCAGUUUCUAUAUUCUUCAUUAGCUAACCAAACAAUAUGUUGACAAGCAAUCAAUUAUCAGU
This is a messenger RNA of Camarhynchus parvulus, 3351 nucleotides long. It is a transcript of the gene SPRING1, whose product is annotated as chromosome 15 C12orf49 homolog. The coding region runs from base 80 to 697 and encodes 205 amino acids. The record is from RefSeq and is a predicted model, not a curated record. The transcript is spliced from 5 exons. Lineage: Eukaryota; Metazoa; Chordata; Aves; Passeriformes; Thraupidae. Gene Ontology annotation, biological process: positive regulation of SREBP signaling pathway.